AUGCACAGAAUCAGGAAAAAGCGAGUGCGUGCACGUGUUGGACGCAUUUCGGAGCUAACUGAAAACGCUUGUCAUAGAAAGAGGAAAAAUGUUGAGGAAGAUCAUAUUGGCGGCGGUGAACAAGCCUCCGGUGUCGCCGGCGACGACUCUGGCUGGACGGAGGGGGAGCGGCGGCGGCUCCUGGUGCUGGUGUUGCUGUGUCACGAGGAGUUGGAACCUCGUGACUUUUGUUUCGGUGAGCCUGAAUCAUUCAAUGAGGAAGGUUUGGUUGAUGUAAAUAUUAACAGUGAUGGACAUAGUGAUUCAGAUUGGGAUGGUAAUGUGCCAUGUGCUGUUGAAAGUGCAUCUGAUGGAGAAGGUUGGUACACAGCACAAGAGUCGACUGAUUCAGAUUCUGAUGAAGUAAGGACUGAGGGUGGAGGGUUAGAUUUCGAGUGGCAAUCAGAUGAAUUGGUUAGUGGUUCAGACAUUGAUGAGGUGAAAGAUGAUUUUGAAGGUUAUGGGUCAUUUCCUACAUUUACAAUGCCAAAAAACAUGGACGACUAUAAAUGGGAAAUAGGAACUUAUUUCACAGAGAAACAUGAAUUCACUGAAGCAAUUAGAACCUAUGCACCUGCAAAUGGAAAAAGUUUAAAAUUUGUAAAAAAUGACAAUCAGAGGGUUUCAGUUAAAUGUUUGGGAGCAAAUGGAGAAUGCAAUUGGUAUGCUUAUUGUGGUUAUAUGGGUGCAGUGAAGUCAUGGCAACUUAGAAAAAUAAUAGAUCAGCAUACGUGUUCUAGAGAUUUCAACGUAAAAUUAAUGAAUGCAAAGUGGCUAAGCAAGAAGAUGGAAAAGACAGUUAGAGAAAACCCUAGUAUGAAGGUCAUGGACAUUCGUGACAAGGUCAGUAGGAAAUGGAAUGUAGGUAUAUCUAGAAAUAUGGCUUUUCGGGCUAGAGCUAUUGCUAGAGAUCACGUGGAUGGGUCUUUUUCAGAACAGUUUAGGAGAAUAUAUGAUUAUGCACACGAACUGCUGAGAACCAAUCCAGGUUCUACUGUAAAGCUUAAUGUUGAGAACACAGAAGGUGAAGUUAUAUUUAAGAGAUUCUAUGCAUGCUUGAAGGCAUGCAAAGACAGUUUCACGUGCUGUAGACCUUUCAUUGGAUUGGAUGGCUGCUUUCUCAAAGGAAGGUAUGGUGGCGAGUUACUAAUAGCAAUUGGAAGAGAUGGUAAUGAGCAGAUUCUUCCUCUUGCAUAUGCUGUUGUAGAAGUAGAAAAUAAGGAUUCGUGGAGAUGGUUUUUGGAGCUUCUGAUUAAUGAUCUUGGUGGGGAUUCAGUUUGUGCAACAUGCACUUUUAUAUCAGACCAACAAAAGGGUCUUCUCCCAGUUAUGCAAGAACUUCUUCCUGGAGUGGACCAGAGAUUUUGUGUUAGGCAUUUGUAUGCUAAUUUCAGAAAGCAAUUCUCCGGAGAAAAUCUUAAACGUCUCAUGUGGAAGGCUGUAGGAGCAACACAUCCACAUGCUUGGGAGAAGAUAAUGAGGGACAUUAAAGAGGUCAAUGAAGAGGCAUUCAAACACUUGAUUGGUAUUCCUCCAAGGUAUUGGUCCAGAUCUAGAUUCACUGUAAGAGCUCAGUGUGACACCUUGGUUAAUAAUAUGUGCGAGGCAUUCAACAGUGUGCUAGUGAAGACUCGAACAAAGCCAAUAAUAAGUAUGCUGGAGGACAUUCGUGUUUAUAUCAUGAAGAGAUGGGCCAAAAACAGAUCUAAGGUGCAGUCUUUUAAAGGUUCAGUGUGUCCCAGAAUUCUUGACAGGCUUAAGAAGGAAUCAAGCUUAACAAGACACUGGAUACCAAGAUGGUCAAUAGAGAAGUUGUUUGAAGUGAGGCAUGCUUCAAAUCUAGGAGAACAGUUUGUGGUUAAUAUUGACAAGAUGGAGUGCAGCUGCAGGAAAUGGAGCAUCACUGGACUUCCUGAUACUUUUGCUUUUUCUUGUUUUUAUUUGUUUUUCGUUGGACCAUUUUAUGCUGAAUUUGUUUUUCAUUUUGUUUUUGGUUUUACUGUUUGUACACCUGCACUUUAUUAA
Vigna unguiculata (cowpea) is the source of this 2064-nucleotide messenger RNA. RefSeq lists its product as uncharacterized. The record is from RefSeq and is a predicted model, not a curated record. Lineage: Eukaryota; Viridiplantae; Streptophyta; Magnoliopsida; Fabales; Fabaceae.